CUAAUAUUCUCCAACCUCACAAUUACUCUUAAUUCUGAAGGGCCGGCACAUUGUUCAAGUCGCACAGCAGGUCAAGCUUGCCCUGUCGCCCCAAAUGGCGAAGACAAGCGACGAACGCAGCAGCUUUAUGCAUGUACCGCUCGAGCUGCGGAAUGAAAUCUACGGGUACCUAAUGGUCGAUCUUCCUCCCGCCCUCCAGGUCCCGCCGCACCUCAACGAAUCUGCCCUGCACUUUCUGUCACGCCGCCUCCCCCACUGCCUUCUCCUCAACCACCAAGUCUUGGAAGAAGCAACCAUAGCGUAUUUGGGUCGCACACUGCUUAUCAUCAGUGGCACCGGAUUCGCUAGCCUCGAUGUUCUAUUAUCGCGAUUUCCGAAUGAUAUCGCAUACAACAGCGUUCACCGACUCGACUUCGCCUACCCACCGGACCGCUACGCCCAAUCGUGCGAAUCCAAGCCUCCACUUGCGCCUGCUAAUUGUGUAUAUGAUUUUGUCUCACGUUGUCCUGGCCUUCGUCACCUCACUAUGGCAGUCUUAGGAAACAUGCUGGUUACUGCCGGCAUGGGAAAUCAGGUAGGACGAGUAAGAACAAUGAAGGAAGUAGAGGAAAGGAUGGGGUUUACGCGGGUGUUCGAACACAAGAGCUUGCAGACGCUUCAAUUGGUUUGUAACGAUGGAGUCGAGUAUGCCCGCAAGGAAGUAGAUCUGUCAAGUCUCUUCCAGUCAUUUGCAAAGUGGUUUGUGGAAGAAAGCAGCAAGAGAGGACGUAAAAUAUCGUUCCAUGUUAAGAUCUGUCCUUCAAAUAAAUACAAUCACAGGAAUCCAGAGCUGGGGUGGUACACGGCUGGUCAUGUAACAUCAUAUUACUAUCAGGACUUCUUUGGCAUUGAAAGCUUCAGACUCCGUCCUAGUGGAACCGGUCGACAAGCAUAUUCAGCCGAUUUCGCUGGUGAGCACAUCGCCGAAAUAAAGGGAAGGUGUACAACGUCGAGUUGA
Molecule: messenger RNA, 997 nt
Organism: Lindgomyces ingoldianus
Lineage: Eukaryota; Fungi; Ascomycota; Dothideomycetes; Pleosporales; Lindgomycetaceae
Exons: 4
Coding region: 95-997 (300 amino acids)
Source: RefSeq, a predicted model, not a curated record